Daucus carota subsp. sativus is the source of this 2944-nucleotide messenger RNA. RefSeq names its product protein SMAX1-LIKE 3. The coding region runs from base 399 to 2876 and encodes 825 amino acids. The record is from RefSeq and is a predicted model, not a curated record. The transcript is spliced from 3 exons. NCBI's taxonomy places the organism in Eukaryota, Viridiplantae, Streptophyta, Magnoliopsida, Apiales, Apiaceae.
AAAUCCACUUUGGACCCCUAAAACCAACCUUCGUUACAAGCAAGGCACAAUUUACCCUUUCCCUUUCCCAUAUAUUCAAUCCCUAUCACCUUUCUCUUUCGAUCAAACCACUCAAACUCAAAUCUUUGAUCACCUCAAAAUCUCUUUGCUUUGCUUCUAUUUACUUACAAUCCACAAACUACUUACACACCAUGACCGAUAUUGUUGAUAAUCCUACACACCCAAUUAAUAUUCUGAUCAGCUCCAUCUUGUAUAAAUAAACACUCAUAAAUCGACUCCUCGUUUAUGAUUCCUAUAAGUUCUGUUCGAGUUGAUUUCAUCUCUAUAAUUUCUAAUUAAUUAGCUUCUUGCUGUGUAAAAAAUACAUAUAGUUGAAAAUAGAUCAUUAUAGUAGAGACAUGAGGGCAGGAGGCUUCACUGUCCAACAAGCUCUAUCAGUGGAGGCAGCAAGUGUAAUAAAGCAAGCUGUGCAACUUGCAAGACGGCGCGGCCAUGCUCAAGUAACCCCGCUUCAUGUAGCAAGCAUUAUGCUGUAUUCUCCCACCGGACUUCUCCGAACCGCUUGCAUCGACUCUCAAUCUCACUCCCAACCUCUCCAGUGCAAAGCUCUUGAGCUUUGUUUCAACGUCGCCCUCAACCGCCUUCCUACCUCUUCAUCCACUGGCCUCUUAGGGGCUCCACAGCACCCUUCUAUCUCUAACGCUCUUAUCGCGGCUUUCAAGCGAGCUCAGGCCCAUCAGAGGCGUGGCUCGAUUGAGAACCAGCAGCAGCCCCUUCUCGCUGUUAAGAUUGAGAUUCAACAGCUUAUAGUCUCCAUUUUAGAUGAUCCUAGUGUAAGUAGAGUCAUGAGAGAAGCUGGAUUUUCAAGUACCCUAGUGAAGACCAAAUUAGAAGAGAAUGUUUCUUUGGGCCUAUGCUCUCGAUCUCCUACUUCAAGUACUAACAAGUCUACGCCCUCUAAGGAGAACAAUAGCCUUUUAGUCUUGUCAUCCAGUUCUUCACCUAUGCUAGGUCAAGAAAACCUAUGUAAACAAAUUAGGGUUAACGAUCAAGCAAGGAACGAAGAUGUGACGGGUGUGAUAGAGAAGAUGAUGAACAAGAGGACGAAAAGCCUUGUAAUUAUUGGUGAAGAAGUAGCAACCGUAGAAGGGGUCGUUAAAGGAGUCAUGGACAAGGUCAACCAAGGGGACGUUCCUGAUGCUCUGAAGGAAGUUAAGUUCAUAAGUCUCCCACUUUCUUCAUUCAAAAGAAUUUCCAGAGGAGAGGUAGAGCAGAAGCUUGAAGACUUGAUUAGGUGCAUGAAAACCUUUGUUGAUAAAGGGGUUGUUUUGUACUUGGGAGACCUUCAAUGGAUUACUGAUUAUCGAGCAAGUGAUUUUGGUGGGCGGAACUAUUAUUGUUCGGUUGAGCACAUGAUUAUUGAACUUGGAAGAUUGGCUCAUGGGUUAGGAGAGAGUGGAAAGUUUUGGCUAAUGGGGAUUGGAUCUUUCCAGACAUACAUGAAAUGUAAAUCUGGACACCCUUCACUUGAAGGUGUCUGGGGCCUCUGCCCCCUUACAGUUCCUGCUGCCGGUUUGGGCUUGAGUCUCAUCACAGACAGCUACGUGAAAGAUAAAGAAAGAGGAAGCAAGAAUGAUGGUAAUAGAUCUAGUUUGGUGCUGAUUGAAGAUAGUGAGGAGCCGCAGCUUACUUGUUGUGCUGAUUGCUCAGCCAAUUUUGAGACCGAAGCUCAAAGCUCCAGAAACACUUCUUCUCAAGGCGAAUCCACAAGCUCCACUCUCCCUUCAUGGCUCAGAAAUAACGGUAGUGAUGAUCAGGAAAAUGUCUGGAUCAAAGAUUUAUGCAAGAAAUGGAACUCCUUUUGUAGGUCAUCACAUACACAAUCUCAGUCAUAUGAGAAAACAACAGCCUAUUCCUCGUCAAUAAUAUCUCCUUCUUCAUCGGCAUCUUUUUUUUACAGUGACCAGCAAAACCCUAAUUUUCACCCCUGCUCCAGAAAUACGAGAAUGUACAUCCCUGAAAAUGGCAGGUUGUCCAAUCCUAGUUCCGCUCUGAAUUCUAAUUCUUCCAGUGACAACAUGGAAAUGGAAUACAUAUCAAAGUUCAAGGAAUUUAAUGCGGAGAAUUUAAAGACUCUAUGCAGAGCCUUGGAGGAAAAAGUCCCUUUGCAAAAAGAUGUAAUUGCUGAAAUAGCAGGCACAAUAUUACAAUGCAGGUCCGGAAUGUUGAGAAGAAAAGAGAAAGGGAGAUGUUUUACUAAAGCAGCCCCUAAGGAAGAGACUUGGCUGUUCAUCCAAGGCAUGGAUAAAGAUGCUAAAGAGAAGUUUGCAAGGGAACUGGCUAAGCUUGUGUUUGGCCCCUCCCAUUCCAAUUUUAAAUCUAUUUCUCUCAGUAAUUUCUCUUCUACACGAGCUGACUCGAUUGAAGAUUUUAGAAACAAAAGGUUAAGAGAUGAACAAAGCUGUAGUCUCUUUGAGAGAUUGACGGAAGCAAUGUCCGUUAAUCCUCAUAGAGUUUUCUUUAUUGAAGAUGUUGAGCAAGCAGACCAUCGGUCACAAAUGGGUAUAAAAAGGGCCAUCCAAAGCGGAAAAAUAAGAAAUGCAGAUGGCGAGGAUGUUAGUCUUGGAGAUUCUAUUAUAAUUUUAAGCUGUGAAAGCUUCAGUUCUAGGUCAAGAGCCUGCUCUCCUUCUACUAAACAAAAAUCUGGUCGAACAGAAGAAGAAAAAUCAGUUUCGAAAUCAGAGGAGACCAGUCCUUGCACAUCUUUGGAUUUAAAUGUGUCAUUUGAAGGUGAUGAUUCUGCAGAUAUGUUAAUAGAUGAUGUAGGUGAUCUUGUGGAAUCUGUAGACAGAUACAUCAUCUUUAAAAUGAUAUAAGUCUCUCUUGUGGAGUUGUAAAAAAAUAUAUAAGUCAUAACUAAAAAAUAUCUGUAUUAUAAUCUUAA